Messenger RNA from Suillus clintonianus, 905 nucleotides. RefSeq names its product Translin. Gene Ontology annotation, biological process: RNA metabolic process. NCBI's taxonomy places the organism in Eukaryota, Fungi, Basidiomycota, Agaricomycetes, Boletales, Suillaceae. Bases 102 to 812 code for a protein of 236 amino acids. The record is from RefSeq and is a predicted model, not a curated record. Gene Ontology annotation, molecular function: single-stranded DNA binding; sequence-specific DNA binding; RNA binding. Gene Ontology annotation, cellular component: nucleus; cytoplasm. The transcript has 7 exons.
ACCAAAAGCAGUCACGAGCGCUAUUCACAGUGGCUUAAAGAGCCAUCUCGCUUGAAGGUCUUCUCAGUACAAUAACUUUGCGGGCCUCAUCGCUACAAGAUAUGGAUUCUGGCGAUGUAGAACGUCUUAACGAGCUCUUGGAGCAGGAUGUAGAACUGCGGGAGAAAAUCAAGGAGCAAGUGACGGAUCUGGAUAAGAAGACUCGCAACAUGGUCGGUGUUCUCAAUAAGAUCCAUUCAACACCUUCCGAGUCAAUUCCAGGUCUCCUUGAUAGUGUGCGCCCAAUGUUGCACAGUUGUCAGACUACCAGUGCUGCAAUGGCUGCACUCAUACCUCCCAGCCAGUUCUGGCGAUGGAAGGAAAUGUGGUCCAACUCUUUGCGCAACGCAAUCUUUUCGGCUGCCUUGGUCGAAUUUCUUGCAACUGGGAAACUCAUUUCGCUGCCAGAAGUCUGCCAGAUCCUAGGGAGUGAGCAUUGCUUUACCAUCUGUGUCAAAGAUGAAUGGAAGGGCCGAUUUGCGCUGCCCGUCGAAGAUUAUCUUCACGGUCUAAUAAGCCUUGUCAACGAGCUGUCUCGUCUCGCUGUAAACGCAGUGACCCUUGGAAACUUUGAAGCUCCUAUUCAGAUAUCUAUCUUUGUGAAGGAUCUAUUCGCCGGAUUUUCAAUGCUGAAUCUAAAGAAUGACACGCUCCGGCGACGUUUUGAUAGUCUGAAAUAUGAUCUCAAGAAAAUCGAAGAAGUGGUAUACGACGUCUCGCUCCGGAAAUUGGCACCUCCUCCACAGGGAGGAACGUUAACAUCUAACACAUGAAGUAAAAUUGUAAUGUAACAGCGUUCCACAAAUUUGUGUUCAAUAUUGGAUACUCCAGUAGCAAUGUACUAGCAGAUGACUUGACACGCGCCC